AUGUUCCGAAAACUAUCUGUAUCCAUUAUUCGCCAGGGAGGACGUCAUCAAUCACAAGUGGCUUCUGUGUCAUUGACAGUCCCUGGUUUGUCAUCUGAAGUGCGUCAUGACUGGACCAAAAAAGAGGUGGAAGCUAUCUUUGACCAACCAUUACUGGAGCUCAUCUACAAAGCUGCUACUGUACAUCGCAUGCAUUUUGAUCCGACCGAGGUGCAGCAAUGUACUUUGCUUUCUAUUAAGACGGGAGGCUGUACAGAAGACUGUAAGUACUGCUCCCAGUCAUCUCAUCAUAAGACAUUUGUCAAGCCUGAGCCAACGAAAAAGGUCCAAGAGGUGGUAGAAAUGGCGCGGCGAGCUAAGGCAGCAGGUAGUACACGUUUCUGCAUGGGCUCGGCAUGGCGCGAGGUGGGCAAGAAGAACGCUUUUAGACACAUUCUUGACAUGGUGCGUCAGGUCAAGGAUAUGGACCUGGAAGUGUGUUGCACACUCGGUAUGCUCACAGAAGAACAGGCUGUCCAACUCAAGGAGGCUGGGUUGUCAGCAUACAACCACAAUCUGGACACCAGUCGUGAGCACUACGCCAAGGUCAUCACAACUCGCACGUACGACGACCGUCUCAAGACCAUCGAGAACGUUCGCAAAGCCGGCAUCUCGGUCUGCUGUGGCGGCAUUUUGGGCCUCGGUGAGGAAAAGAUUGACCGGAUUGGUCUGCUACACACAUUGGCCACCAUGGAUGAGCAUCCCGAGUCUGUGCCCGUGAACGCCCUCGUGUCGGUGGAGGGCACGCCUCUUUUCGACGAGGAUAUUGCGCCCGUUACUGCGUCUGACAUGGCGCGUGUGAUUGCAACCGCACGUAUCUUGAUGCCCAAGACCAUGGUGCGGCUGAGCGCGGGACGCAUGUCUUUUACGGACUCGGAGCAGGGCAUGAUGUUCAUGGCUGGUGCCAACUCGAUCUUUAACGGCGACACGUUACUGACGACGGCCAAUCCGGCGUUUGAAAAGGACAAGAAGUUGUUCGAGAGUUUUGGACUGAAGGGCAAGCCGGCGUACCAAGCACACAAGUCCACACCUUAUAUCGUCAAGGUGAUCCACUCGGCACCUGUCGAGACUGAGGCUGUGGCCUAA
Molecule: messenger RNA, 1125 nt
Organism: Peronospora farinosa
Lineage: Eukaryota; Oomycota; Peronosporomycetes; Peronosporales; Peronosporaceae
Source: the annotation of a GenBank genome assembly